UAUUUCGGUAAGCUGUUGCGUUAGAUGUUUGCUUCUUUUACUACAAAAUGGGAGCAAAAAUGGGCUACAAAGAAGAACCAACUAUACAAUAUCGUUAAACUGCACAGUUUAACAGUCACAAAUCGACUUCACUUGGACAAGUGUGGAUGAAGAGGGCGGGUGCCUUGAUUUAAACAUUUUAUGUUGGUACUUUUGCCCGAAUUGGAAUUAUACCAAUGGAGAAGGCGACGCAGCCACAGCCUCUGCCCCAGCUGACAAUGUCCAAGAGCGCAGAAAGUCCGGCGGAGGACAUAUCUAAGCUAUCGGACGAGGAUCUGCUGAAGUGGAGCAAGGAAGACCUUGUGCGGAGACUCAGAAGAGCAGAGGCCGAUAAAAUGAGUAUCAUUUUGGACCACGGGAACCUGAUCCGUGAGGUCAACCGCAGCCUCCAGCUGCACCUGAACGAAAUCAGGGGACUGAAGGACAUCAACCAGAAGCUACAGGAGGACAACCAGGAGCUGCGGGACCUUUGCUGCUUCCUGGACGAUGACCGGCAGAAAGGGAAGCGGGUGUCGCGGGAGUGGCAGCGUCUGGGCCGCUACAGCGCCAGCAUCAUGCGCAAGGAGGUGACGCUCUAUCUGCAGCGGCUCAAGGAGCUGGAGCUGCGCCAGGAGGAAGUGAUCAAGGAGAACCUGGAGCUCAAGGAGCUGUGCCUCAUGCUGGACGAGGAGAGGGGCGGCGGAGGCGGCGGGGGCGGCGGCGGAGCGGGCGGCGGGGCCGCCGGGGUCGCCGGCUGCCGGAACUCCAUCGACAGCCAGAGCAGCCUGCUCGUGCCGGGGGCGGGGCUGCUGCGGGAUGUGGGAGACGGCAGCAGCACGUCCAGCGCAGGGAGCACAGACAGCCCCGACCACCUGCACCACAAGCAGCAGCUCCUGGCCGGCCCCGCCGUGGGAGGGAGCCCCGACCACCUGCAGAAGCCCAGGGUCGGGCCGGGGGGAGAGGGGAGCAGUCCCGAGCAUCCUGGCAGGCUCAGGAGCACCAGCCUGGACUACCCUCUAGCCCUGCCCCCUCCCUGCAGGCCCCGAUGCGGCUCCAUCUCCAGCCCUGACCACAAGUCCCUCCGCGGCCCCAGCCCGGAAAAGCACGGCAAGGGCUUGGGCAGGAGAAGCCCCGAGCAGCAUCCCAAGCACAGCCCGGAGAUCCAGGCCCAGAAGUACCUGCUCGGGUCCGGGCAGGGGAGCCCGGAGCUCUUUCAGAAGCACAGGGGCAGCAUAGGGAGCGGAUGCGGGAGUCCUGAGCCCAAACAGGGUUUGGCCGGAACGCCUGAUCACCUCCCGAGGGGUCGCAUCGGGGGCGGCAGCCCGGAGCCUCUGAGGCACCAGUACAGCGCCAGUGCUGACCAUGUGAAGUUCGGCAGCCCUGGCAGGGAGGUGGUUCAGAGGAGGCCGGCGGGAGAUGAGCUGUCACCCCACCACCGGAGCCUCUACAAUGGCAUGAAUGCUUUGAUAUCAGCUGGCUGUUGCACCACCAACUGUAGAAGUGUAAAGCUUUGGGACAGCUUUGAUGCAUCUUCUUGACCACAGCCUUGCCUGGAGGAUUGCGGAGUGAUUUCCCACUGGCCCUUGGAGUUGUUGGUGAACCUCUCCCACCCCUCUGAAUUACGCAUCAACGUCUAGAAGUACCCAACCAUGGCGACCUGGCCCUGCUCUCACCGGGCCUAGCCUUCAUACCUCUCUUAUAUUUCAUUUCUACAUAUCAAAAACCUGGUAUCACCGCCGUUUUGCUAGAAGGACUAAAUCCAUGAGACUGCCAAGCGGAUGUGAGCGAGAUAUGGGAUCCUCUCUGCCAACAAAAUAGUGCCCUACCUCCCGUGAAUAGGAAAGCACCGAAAAAAUAAAUACAGGGGGACACAGAAAACAAUCAGCCCUAUUGUUUACAGCUACGAGUCGACAGGAGUGAUUAUCUGCGGGCUAAUUCAUCUUCAGCCCCCCUCCGCUCCCACCUCCAUCCCCCCAACUAACUCUCUCUCCUCCCUCUCUGUCCUGCUCUCUCACCCCUCCUCCUUCUAGUUCUGUGGGAAUUCAUAAUUUCUGAGUGGUGAUGAGACCAAAAUAAUACUCCUCUAAAACCCAGACAGUGCUCCAUUCUCUCCUGGUGUAUAAGCAUUGCUUUCCGCUGAGGAUAUCAAAUAACUCCCAUUCAAUUCAUCUGUUGGUGACAGGACAGAAUAGCAGCUCCU
Megalops cyprinoides (Indo-Pacific tarpon) is the source of this 2218-nucleotide messenger RNA. Its product is annotated as coiled-coil domain-containing protein 85A-like. The coding region runs from base 216 to 1556 and encodes 446 amino acids. The record is from RefSeq and is a predicted model, not a curated record. Lineage: Eukaryota; Metazoa; Chordata; Actinopteri; Elopiformes; Megalopidae. The transcript has 4 exons.